Setaria italica (foxtail millet) is the source of this 4676-nucleotide messenger RNA. Its product is annotated as disease resistance protein RPM1. The transcript has 3 exons. Bases 315 to 3080 code for a protein of 921 amino acids. The record is from RefSeq and is a predicted model, not a curated record. Lineage: Eukaryota; Viridiplantae; Streptophyta; Magnoliopsida; Poales; Poaceae. Gene Ontology annotation, biological process: defense response to other organism. Gene Ontology annotation, molecular function: ADP binding.
UACCAGUCUCUUUGUCUACCUCUUUGGUUGAUGAUGAUAAUCAUCCCCAGACGCGACUCCAACUCAUCAAAGUCGAUUGUGAGUUCAGCAUGAACCGGUCUGCUACACAUGCCUGUCUUCUUUACCAUUCCUGGUAAAACCUUCAUCAAUUUCAUCAGUUCAUUGUUUGUUUGUUGUUAUUUGUGAAGUUCAGAUAGUUGAGCAGAAGGCAAGCUUCGAAAACUCAGUUGGUUUAAUUUAUGAAAUCUGGAAUUCACGAGGCUACUGUCAUACACUUGUAACUCUGAGCUCUCAAGCAAGCCCACCAGGACACCAUGGCGGAGGCUGUUGUUGGAGUGCUACUCGGCAAGCUCAGUGUGGCCCUGAUGAACGAGGCAGCAACCUAUGCUUCAUCCAUCAUUUGCAAGGAAUCUUCUGAGCUCAAGGCUCUCUUUGGGGAGAUCCGCAAAGCUGAGGGUGAGCUCGAGAUCAUGAAGGCAUACCUGCAUGACUCAGAGAAGCUCAAGGAUACCAACGAGAUUGCUGGCAUCUUUGUCAAUAAGAUUCGAGAUCUAGCUUUCCGGAUUGAGGAUGUGGUCGAUGAGUUUGCAUACAAGAUUGAGGACAACAAGCAAGAAGGGUUUAGAGCCAAGAUGAAAAAAAUGCUUAAGAACGGCAAGACUUGGCGCCGUUUAGCUCUUGAGCUCCGCGAUAUCAAUUGCAAGCUUGAAGAUGCUGCAAAAAGGAAGGACCUUUAUGCCAUGCCAGGGAUGGAAAGAGGUGCUAGAGACUGUGACCAUCAUGCUAGAACUACCAAUCAAACUUCAUGUUUUGCAAGGGACGAGGAUCUUGUAGGUAUUCAGGAUAAUGCAGAAAAGCUUAAGCGGUGGUUAGUAGGUGAUUUUGAAGAAAGGUACAAAAUCGCCACUGUUUGGGGGAUGGGUGGCGUAGGUAAAACUAGUCUAGUUGAUUAUGUCUAUAGGAUUGUGAAAGUGGAGUUUGAUGCUGCUGCAUGGAUAACAGUGUCAAAAAGUUACAAAGUUGAGGAGUUGCUGAGGAAGGUUGCUAGAGAGUUUGGCAUUACAAUUGACGUCAGCAACAUGGAACUGAGAAGCCUAGUUGAGGUCAUUCGUAGCCAUCUUAAAGGUAAAAGGUAUAUUUUAGUUCUGGAUGAUAUCUGGGAAAAAGAUUUAUGGAUCAAUAAAAUCAUGGAUGUCUUUCCGACAAACUGGGUCAGCCGAUUUGUUUUCACAUCAAGAAAAUACGAAGUUGCAUCAUUAGCAACCCGUAACUGUGCAGUUAAGCUAGAUCCUAUGGGAGAAAAUCACUCUUGGAAGUUGUUUUGCAGGUUAGCUUUCCGGAAUAAUGAUGAGAAAAGUUGCCCUACAGAGUUACAUGAUUUGGCCAUGAAGUUCUUACGGAAGUGUGAAGGGUUGCCUAUUGCUAUUGCAUGCAUAGGUCGUUUAUUGUCCUGCAAACCCUCGACCUUAACUGAAUGGAACAAUGUUUACGAGGAGUUAGAAUUACAGUCGACUAAUAAUGUUAUUCCUGGAGUUGAUACUAUUCUUAAAGUUAGCUUGGAGGACCUUCCAUAUGAAUUGAAGAACUGCUUCUUGCAUUGUGCAAUAUUUCCAGAGGAUUGUUUAUUGAAGAGAAAGCGGUUAAUAAGGCAUUGGAUUACUGCUGGAUUCAUAAAGAAAAAGGAAAGUAAGACACUCGAAGAAGUGGCAGAGGGGUGCUUGAAUGAGCUUGUAAACCGAAGUUUACUACAAGUCGUGAAGAAGAAUGAGUUUGGACGAGUGAAAUGUUGUCGAAUGCAUGAUAUCAUCCACCAUCUUGCCCUUGAAAAAGCAAAGGAAGAAUGCUUUGGUAAAGUUUAUGAGGGCCCGGAGACAUUUUCAGUAGACAGCACACGACGAUUAUCUAUACAGAGCACCAAUAUUGAACCUCUAUGUCAAUCUGGUGUAACACAUCUCCGUGCAAUUCAUGCUUUCACAAGUGACGUCGAUAUUGAUUUGCUGAGGCCUAUCUUUAUGUCUUCCCAUUUGUUGUCAACAUUAGAUCUGCAAGGUACUAAAAUCAAAAUGUUGCCUAAUGAGGUCUUCAACUUGUUCAAUCUGCGAUUUUUGGGUCUCAGAUAUACUGAAAUUGAAAUUCUACCAAAGGCAUUAGGAAGACUUAAAAACUUAGAAGUACUGGAUGCCUUGUUUACUCCUCUGCUCUCUUUACCAGAGGAAGUAGCGAAACUACAGAGGCUUUGGUUCCUCUACGCAUGUACACUGCACAAGGAACGAACUCUUCAACGUUAUGGUGGAAUUAAAGUGCCUAGGACCAUAAGGAACUUAACCGGACUGCAUGCUAUGGAAACUAUUGAAGCAACAUUAGAAACUCUAUGCGAUGUUGCAUCUUUGACUGAAUUAAGAGCAUUUUCUGUUUGCGAUGUGAAAAGUGAACACUCUUUAAACCUUUGCAGAGCUAUAAUGAACAUGAGCCAUCUGGUUCAUCUGUCCAUUGCAGCAUUAGACGAAAAUCAAGUAUUACCUUUGGAAGCACUCUGUUUGCCCGGAACACUUUCUAAACUUGUAUUGCAAGGGUGGCUGGAAAAGAAACGGAUGCCUAGGAUUCUCUCAUCCUGGUUACACCUUAACAAUCUCUCUAAACUGUCUCUUAUAUUCUCCAAACUUGAUGAAGACUCAUUUUCUAGUCUCAAGGUAUUAGGUGGUUUAUGCUACCUUGAACUGGUUAAGGCUUAUGAUGGGAAGAAAUUGUUCUUUUCUGCAUUGUCAUUUCCUAGGCUCCGCCGACUAGCAAUAUGGAGUGCUCAGCAGCUGAACCGAGUUGAAAUUGAAGAAGGCGCACUGGAAUCCCUUGAAGAGCUAAUGUUUACAGACUGCCCAGAAUUGAAUUGUCUCCCUUAUGGCAUUGAGUUCCUCAAAGACCUUGAAGAAUUACGUUUGGAAGACACUGCAGAGGAGCUCAUAGAGAAGCUUAGGCAGGAAAGUAGAGGACAUCAAGACAAUGAAGAACUUGUGAAGAUUAGCCAUGUUAGAAAGGUUGUUAUUAUAUUAUCAGAGAAAAACAUACGGGAAAGAAUUCGUUGAAUUAAGCUAGGUGUGGAUACUGCUAUAUUCCCAAGUAACUAAAGGAGCACACAGGAUUUCAUGAUAGCAUAUACACACGCGCAGGUUCAACUCUAUGCUUUCUUGAGCUUCAGGAGAUCUAUGAUGGAAACAAACUGUACUUUCCUAGACUCCAACAUCUACGAGCAUGUAGUGCUCCGCAGCUUGGCCAAGUCAAAAUAAAAGAAGGUGCACUGGAAAGCCUUUUUGAGCUAGUGUUUUCAGAAUGACCAGAAUUGAAGCACAUCCUCAAGGCAUUGAGCACCUUACAGCCCUUGAGAAAUUACGUUUGCAAGACACUUCUGAGGAGCUCAUAGACAAGCUUAGGCAGGAAAGUGAAUCAGAUGGAGGCAAUUAAGAGCAUAUGAAGAUCGGCCACAUUAGAAAGGUUGUUGUGUUAACUGAGAAAACAUAUGUGAAAGGGUUCGCUGACUGAAGCAUGAAUUGUCUGAAUUUUGCUAUUCCCAGAGGCAAAUUUUUCAAGACAUAAAGGUGAAGUGGCAGUGAAGUGUCUUUGCAGUUGGCAGAACGUGAAGUCAGGUGACUAUGAGAUAUGAGACUGCAAUCAGGAUGAACUCUAAAAAACAAAAAAUGUUGUCGGUUCUUAUAUACUUCCUCUAUCUAGGUGCAUAAUAAUAUAUAUGCACCUAGAAAAGUCAAAACGACCUAUAAUUUGGAACGGAGGCAGUAUCUCUAGUUGUUUGAUUUCGAAGCAGUGCGCGUGACCAGCCAAUAUGAGGUGAAAAACACCCUGUCAUUUUCUGGCUGCAGUUCUUUUGCUGGUUUAUGUUCAGGUUUCUGUUAAGUCAUCACCGGUAGGAAUGGUUUUUGCCUGAUGUCCUCCGUGGAUGACCUGUGAUAAACUUGCAGAGUCUUUUGUUUUCGGUCUGCUCAACCUGAUACAUAUGCUUUCGUUUCGAUGGACCUGGCAUACUUUGCAGUCGUUGGCUACCUUUCAUAUAGUUUCUUCAGUUUGAUAAGCUUGGCAUCAUUUUGCCCGUCCGGAUUUAAUUGAUCCCAGAUACGUCAGGGACAUGAUUUGCACGGCUCCCUGCUUCCAUGGAAAUCUGGCCCAAGCCUCUUGGAAGCAGGGUCCACAAAUAUAAGGAUAAGUGCAAAGAAGGUGAGGAAAAAUGCAUCGAAAUUUAGAAGGUGAGGUCUCCUGCCCUAUUCUGUUUUCUGGAAACAGAGCAAGUUCCAGCGUGCUAUGCUCUGUUUUCUUGAAACAGAGCAAAGUUUUGGCGCGUAGAAGUCUGUGUGUCCGUGGAGCAAUUUGAUGGGCAGGGCCGAUUCCUACACGGGUCCUACACGGGCCGCUAGCCCGAAGAGGAGUGAAGACACUACAGAAUGGGCCUGACGCAUUUGGAGAAUUUGGGCUCAGGCUGUUGGGUACUCGGUGAUGAUGAUGAGGCCUCUUCGGGUCUUUCUUGAUCAAGAGAUCUCCGUCGCCGCCGCAUGAAGCUGAGCGGCCUCCUCGCUUCUGCGGCUGCCGCCGCCGCCGCCGCUUCAGGUGCUCUGCGGUGGAUAGUCGACGGAGAAUACGGCGGACUUCAUUAGCGUUUAACGUGGUACCACCGU